Eruca vesicaria subsp. sativa (arugula) is the source of this 1417-nucleotide messenger RNA. The record is from the annotation of a GenBank genome assembly. NCBI's taxonomy places the organism in Eukaryota, Viridiplantae, Streptophyta, Magnoliopsida, Brassicales, Brassicaceae.
UUACUAACUCCGUCGCUUAAAACCCUAAAUCCCUUCAACCUCACAGCUUCCGUCGCCAUCUCUCAACCUCCCAACCAUGGCGACACUGAGUCUAGAGUGCCGCAUGUACGAAGCCAAGUACCCGGAAGUGGACAUGGCGGUGAUGAUCCAGGUCAAAUCCAUCGCCGACAUGGGAGCCUACGUGUCGCUCCUCGAGUACAACAACACGGAAGGCAUGAUCCUCUUCUCGGAGCUCUCCCGCCGUCGGAUUCGAAGCGUGAGCAGCUUGAUCAAGGUCGGGAAGAUCGAGCCUGUCAUGGUCCUGCGUGUGGACAAGGAGAGGGGUUACAUUGAUCUGAGCAAACGUAGGGUUAGCGAGGAGGAUAUUCAGACUUGUGAAGAGAGGUAUAACAAGAGCAAGCUUGUUCAUUCUAUCAUGCGUCAUGUUGCUGAGACUCUUUCUCUCGAUUUGGAGGACUUGUAUGUGAACAUUGGUUGGCCUUUGUACCGAAAGUAUGGUCAUGCUUUUGAGGCUUUCAAGGUCUUAGUGACUGAUCCUGAUUCUGUGUUGGGUUCACUCACCCGUGAGAUUAAAGAAGUUGGUCCUGAUGGGCAGGAGGUGACUAUAGUUGUACCUGCUGUUACCGAAGAAGUGAAAGAUGCACUUGUGAAGAACAUUAGGAGGAGAAUGACACCACAACCAAUGAAAAUCCGUGCUGAUAUCGAGUUGAAAUGUUUUCAGUUUGACGGAGUUGUUCACAUCAAGGAGGCCAUGAGAAGGGCUGAAGCUGCUGGGAACGAUGACUGUCCUGUUAAGAUUAAAUUGGUUGCUCCACCUCUGUAUGUCCUUACUACUCAUACUCUUGACAAGGAGCAAGGGAUUAGAAUUCUAGACGAGGCUAUAACAGCUUGCACUGAGAAAAUUGAGGAGCACAAAGGCAAGCUUGUCGUUAAGGAGGCACCCAGAGCGGUGAGUGAAAGAGAUGAUAAGAUGCUGACAGAACACAUGGCUAAGCUAAGACUGGACAAUGAAGAAAUUAGCGGAGAUGAGGAAAGUGGAGAAGAAGAAGAGGAUACAGGGAUGGGCAAUGUUGAUAUCAAUGGUGGCGCAGGAAUCAUUGAGUAGUAUCGGUUGAGCUUUUUUUUUUAAAGUAUGUAAACCUUUUGGAGAUUUCUUACAGCUUGGAAAAGCAUUCCCUACAUAAGUAUUUUUUUCACUUGUUUGCAAUUCAAGCUUUGCAAGUCCAACAUUAGUUUUAGGCGUUAAAUCAAAAAACGUCCAUGUUGUUUGAAUAUCAUUUUCUACAAGUGUACGAUUUGCAAAGGAGGCAUCCAUAUUUGACAACCUCCAUCUUUGGAAACGAUAAACCAUGGAAACGAUAAAGAGGGAUGCAUAUUUGGUUCGCUUCAUUUGUCAGCUAAUAUAUAUCAUGAUCGG